Drosophila takahashii is the source of this 1563-nucleotide messenger RNA. RefSeq names its product protein-cysteine N-palmitoyltransferase Rasp (gene rasp). Gene Ontology annotation, cellular component: endoplasmic reticulum. Gene Ontology annotation, biological process: protein palmitoylation. The record is from RefSeq and is a predicted model, not a curated record. Lineage: Eukaryota; Metazoa; Arthropoda; Insecta; Diptera; Drosophilidae. Gene Ontology annotation, molecular function: palmitoyltransferase activity.
UUUUGCCCGGAAUGAAGGUGGUCCAGUGAUGUCCAUGUCCAGGUUACCUGACCGAUCUCUGCUCACCCGCUGCGAGAUAUUCGUGUACUUUGGCGUCUACAUAGCCUAUAUAGUGGUGGGUCUGUACAAGAUCUAUGGACUUCGGGAUCAUAUAGUAGGGGAGGCCAAGUUCCAGUUUCCCGCGGGCUGGAGCUUCUAUCCCUUCAAUCAGCGAAAGAGGGAUGAUAGCAACGAUGAGCUGGAGAACUUUGGAGACUUCAUAGCCAGCUUUUGGCCCUUCUACCUGCUCCAUGCGGCUGUCCAGGGAGUCAUCCGCUGGAAAUGGCACCGUUUUCAGUGCCUUGGAUUCGCCGGUGUUUGUGUUUUGGCUUUGGGAGUCAACCUGGACUGGACUUCGAUGGUGCUACUAGCCAUGUUGAUAGGUAGCUAUUAUGUAGUCUCCCUAGGCACAUCCAAAAUCCUCGUUUGGCUUUUAUCCGCCGGCUGGAUACUGUGCAUCAAUCUCAUCCAGAAGAACGCCUGGUGGACGGAGCGUGUGGGCUACACGGAGUACGUCCUGGUGAUAGUUACCAUGUCCUGGAGUGUCCUGCGCGGCUGCAGUUACUCGCUGUCCAAAAUGGGGGCUAAGGAGGAGGAUCUGGGGAGGUAUAACCUCAUCCAGUACUUGGGCUACGCCAUGUACUUUCCCUGCCUGACUUAUGGACCCAUCAUUUCCUACCAGAGAUUUGCAGACAGGAGGGAGGAUGAGCAGCAGAACUGGUCAAGAUUCUUUGGAGGAGUCCUGCGCAGUGCUAUUUGGUGGCUAGUGAUGCAGUGCGCCCUCCACUUCCUCUACAUACACUACAUGUCGCGGGAUGUGCGCAUGGUGGAGCUGAUGGACUCGGUUUUCUGGCAGCAUUCCGCCGGCUACUUCAUGGGUCAGUUCUUCUUCCUCUACUAUGUGGUGACCUAUGGCUUGGGCAUCGCCUUUGCCCUGCAGGAUGGCAUCCCGGCGCCGAGGAGACCGCGCUGCAUCGGCCGCAUCCACUUCUACUCGGACAUGUGGAAGUUCUUCGAUGAGGGCUUGUACGAGUUCCUCUUCCAGCACAUCUACGCCGAGUUGUGCGGCCGCAGAUCCUCGCCAGCUGCCAAGUUUGGAGCCACCGCCUUGACCUUUGCCUUUGUUUUCGUCUGGCAUGGCUGCUACACGUAUGUGCUCAUCUGGAGCAUCCUCAACUUCCUCUGCCUGGCUGCAGAGAAGCUCUUCAAGACGUUGACCUUGUCAAAGGAGUAUCAAAGGUGGACUAAGGAUCAUCUCGGAGCAGUUUUUGCCCAGCGAUUGUACGCCAUGUUGGCCACGCAGCUCUUCAUUCCGGCCGCCUUCUCGAAUGUCUACUUUAUUGGUGGACAGGAGAUUGGAGACUUUCUGAUGCGCGGCGCCUACCGCAGCGGAGUGGGCAACUACAUGGCCCUGUGCUUCUGCAGCUACUGCUUUUUCCAGUGCUCCGAGCUGCUCCUGACCAAGUCGGAUGAUCGCUUAAAGGCAAAAACUUACUGACCUCGCUAAAAGGCUGCUUAGAAUUA